CUUGUUUUAGAAGGUGGGCGGAAACGCGAAAGCUUAAUUCGAACGUCGAGUGCGAGGGAUUGCAAUCCUGAUUAUUUUAUUUACGAGGAAGGUGAGCGGCAGACCGAGUUAGUGGCGCUCGGACUCAUUGCGCUAGUCGAUAUUGCGGACUUCGCUGAGUGAAGGAGUCGAGCGGACGAGGCUCGGUGAAGCGAGGCUUUCAAAGCCAGGAGUGAACGUGAGGGCAUGCGAGAGGUACGGGGAUGUUGUGAGUGGGAGGGGCUUUAUGAUCAUCUUGAAGAGUGAACGAACCGGCUUAGCUCUAAGGGAAAUGGUGCAUAGACCAGAAAGCAUGCACCCGUCCACAGUCCUGCCUCGAGGUGCGACUUUUUGACCGAGCUGCGAAGCAUGCACAUGGAGGAGUCUCCUGCCUUGUGGAUCGUCUCUUCCUCAUAAAGCAACGCUAAAUUCGCUCAAUUCCUUCCUAUUCCGACUCGGAGCUAAGUAUAACCACGCUGCCCGCUGCAUCGUCCGCUCCGAUCAUGUCGAUUCUUCUUGCGCUCUCGUUCCUCGCUCUCUUCCAACUGCCGCAUCUCUCAUCAGCUGUUCCUGGUGGGUACUUCCGGUUCCAGAGGUUCUCGGCUGCGGAAUUGCGACAAAGCCUCGGUCUCGAAAGCCUCAAGCUCGACGAUCAGGAGUUUUCCAACGCUGCAGUGGCAGAGCUGGUCGUUCCAGCUGAUGAGUGCCGCAGCAAUCGCGAGCUGGCCCAGCUUUCUUCAAGACACCUACCUAGACGCAGCACGGCAGCAGAAGCAGAAGCUACGAUCAUGUCUUCUUUAAAAACGAAUCAUGGUCUCCUCACGCCACUCACGCACUUAAGUAAACAAUAGAGAAGGAGGCCCAUUCGGGUGUUACAUACAGACGACGGCCUUUUGCAGCGUGGUGGUGGUAGUGGUGUGCGAGAGUUGACACAGCCCACAGACUCACACCAAGAGCAGGGACGAGGAUAAGAUGAGUGAAAUGGAAUGGAAUGGACUGGCACACAUGAAGGCGAAGCUAUGUUUGGCAAUAUUUGCUCAUUUUAUUUAUCUCAUCUUCUGACCACAUGCUGGCUUGAACUCCUCCAUGCGAAAAACUGGAUUUCCAGUCGCUAGGUCCGCCGAAUUCUACCUUUAGAAAAUCACUCGAUACGCAUCUCUUGAGGAUGCUAGCUUUUGCGGUUGCUUACGUACUACCGUCAAAAUUUUGAUUAAAUUCACAUCCUGUAAGUUCUAUGGGACACUGUAAUUUCUAAUACCGUUACAAAAGUUGCAUAUCGCUUUCGGAUCAUCCGCCUCCAUCAUCAUCAUCCUUCCUCCCCUCCACUCGCAUUGCACGAAGAAUAUUGGAAUUUCGAAUCGAUUUCCUCGGCGACACGAUCCCACAUGAGACUCAAAAACAAAACCGUAGGAGUCUGUACAUCUUGGCCUAAAAUAUGCAUAGAGGUGACCUCAGCUGGCGGCAAGCACAGCGAGCCGUCUUCAUCGUGAGCAUUCGUUGGUGGCGGUGGCAAUGCUCGUGGGAUACAUGGCCUAAUUGGAGUACUGGAACGAUACGCUUCCCUGACUACUGAGCGGUUGGCCAUAGUUGACGAGGCAGUCGUUGUAGCGCAGGCGAGUAAAG
Messenger RNA from Marchantia polymorpha subsp. ruderalis, 1641 nucleotides. Lineage: Eukaryota; Viridiplantae; Streptophyta; Marchantiopsida; Marchantiales; Marchantiaceae. The record is from the annotation of a GenBank genome assembly.